AGAGAGUCUUCCGGAAGGGGGCGUGCUCGCGGGGAAAGCUGGGAAACUCUCGUCCUCCGCCACCAUCUUGCUUUCCUUUAAUACGGUGGUGACCGCGGGUCGGAGCAAUCUGUAACCAUGAAGCUGCUAACCAGAGCCGGAUCCUUUUCGAGAUUUUAUUCCCUCAAAGUUGCCCCCAAAGUUAAAGCCACAGCUGCCCCUGCAGGAGCACCUCCACAUCCUCAGGACCUUGAGUUCACCAAAUUACCGAAUGGUUUAGUGAUUGCUUCCUUGGAAAACUAUGCUCCCGUAUCAAAGAUUGGUUUGUUCAUUAAAGCAGGCAGUAGACAUGAGGACUCUAACAAUUUAGGAACUUCUCAUUUGCUGCGUCUUGCAUCCACCUUGACUACAAAAGGAGCUUCGUCUUUCAAGAUAACUCGUGGAAUUGAAGCAGCUGGUGGUAAAUUAAGUGUGACUGCCACAAGGGAGAACAUGGCUUACACUGUGGAAUGCCUGAGGGGUGAUGUUGAUAUUCUAAUGGAGUUCCUGCUCAAUGUCACCACAGCACCAGAAUUUCGUCGUUGGGAAGUAGCCGACCUUCAGUCUCAACUAAGGGUUGACAAAGCAAUGGCUUUUCAGAAUCCACAGGCUCAAGUCAUUGAAAAUUUGCAUGCUGCGGCUUACCGGAAUGCCUUGGCUAAUUCUUUGUAUUGUCCUGACUAUAGGAUUGGAAAAGUGACAUCAGAAGAGUUACAUUACUAUGUUCAGAAUCAUUUUACAAGUGCAAGAAUGGCUUUGGUUGGACUUGGCGUGAGUCAUCCUGUUCUUAAGCAAAUUGCUGAACAGUUUCUCAACAUGAGGGGAGGGCUUGGUUUAACUGGUGCUAAGGCCAGAUACCGCGGAGGUGAAAUUCGAGAACAAAAUGGAAACAGUCUUGUCCACACUGCUCUUGUAGCAGAAAGUGCUGCCACAGGAAGUGCAGAAGCAAAUGCAUUUAGUCUUCUUCAGCAUGUGCUUGGUGCUGGACCACAUGUCAAGAGGGGCAGCAAUGCUACCAGCCUUCUAUACCAGGCUGUUGCCAAGGGAGUUCACCAGCCAUUUGAUGUUUCUGCUUUUAAUGCUAGUUACUCAGAUUCUGGACUUUUCGGGAUUUACACUAUCUCACAGGCUGCAGCUGCUGGAGAUGUUAUCAAGGCUGCCUAUAACCAGAUAAAAUCAAUUGCUCAAGGAAGCCUUUCCAAUGCAGAUGUCCAAGCUGCCAGAAACAAGUUGAAAGCUGGAUACCUAAUGUCUGUGGAGUCUUCUGAGGGUUUCCUGGAUGAAGUUGGAUCCCAGGCGCUAGUUGCUGGUUCUUAUGUACCACCAUCCACAGUUCUUCAGGAGAUUGAUUCAGUGGCUUAUGAUGAUGUCAUAAAUGCUGCAAAGAAGUUUGUUUCUGGCCGGAAGUCAAUGGCAGCAAGUGGAAAUUUGGGACAUACACCUUUUGUUGAUGAGUUGUAAUACUGAAGCACAUAUUACAGGAGAGAGCUGAAAGCCUACUAUAUUUACCUUUUUUUCCAAUAAGGUAAAAUACUUUAAAGUAUAAAUUAUUUCCAGCUGGCCGAAAGUCAAUAAAGCAUUCUGCUUAAAUGUUGCCUUGCA
Molecule: messenger RNA, 1620 nt
Organism: Nycticebus coucang (slow loris)
Lineage: Eukaryota; Metazoa; Chordata; Mammalia; Primates; Lorisidae
Product: cytochrome b-c1 complex subunit 2, mitochondrial
Exons: 14
Coding region: 118-1479 (453 amino acids)
Biological process (GO): proteolysis
Cellular component (GO): mitochondrion
Molecular function (GO): metalloendopeptidase activity; metal ion binding
Source: RefSeq, a predicted model, not a curated record